CAACACACUCUUUCUCAGCCUCACACUUUCCUUCUUCUUCUUCUUCUUCUUCUUCUUCUUCUUCUUCUUCUUUCCAUUCUUCUACUAGUCUUUUUGGUCUCCAAACCAUCUUCUCAUGCUACCCAGCUUCAACCCUUAAAGACCAGCUGACCCUUAUACCAAGACAACACUUUUGAUGAUGGCCGGACCUACAGCCGCCGCCUCCGCCGUCGCUGUGACUUCCGCUGGUGCUGGGGGUGAAGUUGCCAAGAAUCUUGAUGAGGUGUUGGCGAUUCCUAUCUUGCUGGCUGAGCGGGUUCGCAAGGCCGUUGCUGAGGCGGAGUCGUUCAAGUCCGAAUGCGUCGAACUUGGGCGCCACGCUGAUAUCUUGGCCGACAUGCUCCGCACGCUCCGCCAAGUCGUUCGGCGCACGGCCUCGGUUUACGAGCGCCCCGUGCGACGAAUCGUUGGGGAGGUUGAGAAAGCGCUGGAACGAUCCCUCGCACUCGCGCGGCGUUGUCGGCAUGCUGGUGUGUUCCGCCGUGUGGUCACGAUGACCACUGGCUCUACCAUUUUCCGUAAAGCUCUGACCUUGCUUGAAGCUUCUGCUGGGGACCUCCGCUGGAUUCUCUCUGUUUAUUCGGUUGAUGAUCUUGACGAGGGUGUUAGCAUGCCGCCGAUCGCCAGCACUGAACCGAUCCUUUCCUUCGUCUGGAACCGCAUCGCGGUUGUGCACAUCAGUCGCAGUGGCGUCGCGCUUGCGGAUUCCGCGAUGAUCCUCGCUAACCUCGCGCUAGACAACGAUAGGUACAAAAAGAUCAUCAUCGAGGAAGAAGGUGCUCGUCCGCUUGUCUCGCUUCUCAAGGACGGCCCCUCUGUUGAGUCCCAGAUCGCCGCCGCUACCGCUCUCGCUAACCUUGCUUUCGAUGGCGAGAGCGUGGCCGUGCUCCUCAGGAACCUCGUGGUUCCUGCGAUUGUUCAGGUGCUAUUUGAUUCCCCGACGAGACUCCAAACCCUAGCUGCUCAACUGAUUUCCAAGAUGGCUUAUCACAGUCCUGAGGCUCAAGAAGAGUUCGCUAGAGAGAACGCCAUUCGACCCCUCGUCUCCCUUCUCUCCUUCGAAGUCCCCCUCGAUGAACCCAAGCCCGCCGCCAAGAAACCCACCAGCAUCCACUCCGUCGUCCAGAUCAACCGCGAUCUUGGUAAGGGUCUUAAUCCCUGGUUCUUUCCAUUCCGACAGCGGAAGCAGCAGGGUGGUUCUAUCCGAGACAACCAUCACAAUCGCAUGAAAGAACGGGAGAACGAGCCUCCGGAGGUGAUGCUUAAGCUCAAGGUCGCUUGCUCGGACGCUCUCUGCAAACUCUCCCGCAUGUGCAUCUCCAAUAGCCGCAAGAUUACCGAAACCAAAGGCCUACUCUGUCUCUCCAAGAUCAUUGAGAGAGAGAAGGGGGAGCUGCAACUCAAUUGCUUAAUGACAGUGAUGGAGAUCACUGCCGCAGCAGAGUUAGACGCUGACCUCCGCCGUUCUGCUUUCAAGACGAAUUCCCCUGCUGCCAAGUCUGUGGUUGAUCAGCUUCUAAGUGUGGUGUUGCAGGGGAACAUCCCAGCUCUGCAAAUUACGGCAAUGAAAGCUAUCGGCUCAUUGGCUCGCACAUUCCCCGCCCGGGAGACGAGAAUUUUGAGUCCUCUAGUCAACCAGCUCAGCCAUUGGAAUCCUGAUGUUGCAGCAGAAGCUGCCAGAGCACUGGGGAAAGUUUGUCCAAGUGAGAACUUCCUCUGCGUUGAGCACUCCAAGGCCAUUAUUGAGUUCGGGGCAGUGACUCCUUUAAUGAGACUGUUGAAAUUGGGGGAGAAAACACAGUUGCCCGCAUUGAUACUACUCUGUCUUCUUAUUAUAAAUGUGCCAAACAAUGAAGAUAUUGAGCGUUCAAAGGCAUUGACUGCUCUUGAUGUGUUGACUCGGUCCCCUGUUGCUCAAGAUAACUCUGUCAAGGACUUGCUCGACAGGGCCAUGGAAAGUCUUGAGUUUUAUCAUGUUACCCAUGCUCAUCGGCACACAUAGGAUAUCAUUUGCUAAAUAACACUGGUUGGAAAUGCUGGACAAUGAUGGUGUUUGCUUGGGAGAACAGUUGCUUCAAAAAGCUCUAGCUCUGAUAUUAGUUAGAUAGAGGUGAUUUCAGGUUUCAAGGAGGAUAAGAAAUUUUAUCUUGUUUGAUCUUCUCAAUUGCUUUGUCUCCUGGAAAAUCAUAAAAAUUCUUGGCUUGGCACGCACUUCUUCAAGCUUAGAAGUUAGAAGGAAGCUUAUUAUGGAUCAAGUUGUUGAGGACGUUUCAGGUUGUACAUAAAUUAGAGAGCAUUCUUUGACUUGAAAAUGAGCAAACACGGUAUUGAUUCUGUGGUAUUCUUGUGUUAUUUUUUUACUUGGCCUCUUCCCUCAGGUACUAUUGGUUACUAACAUUGUUAUUAUGUCAUCUUUGGUGCACCAUUCAAAUUUAUCCCCUUUUAGCA
Dioscorea cayenensis subsp. rotundata (Guinea yam) is the source of this 2487-nucleotide messenger RNA. RefSeq lists its product as uncharacterized. Gene Ontology annotation, biological process: cell surface receptor signaling pathway. Gene Ontology annotation, molecular function: protein binding. NCBI's taxonomy places the organism in Eukaryota, Viridiplantae, Streptophyta, Magnoliopsida, Dioscoreales, Dioscoreaceae. The record is from RefSeq and is a predicted model, not a curated record.